AUGCCCAGCGUCUUGUUCGUCUGCGUCCAUAACGCCGGUCGCUCUCAAAUGGCAGCUGGUUAUCUAAGUCAUCUCGCUGGUGACACCAUUGAAGUGCGAUCUGCCGGAUCAGCUCCAGCUGACUCUAUCAAUUCCGCAGUCGUCGAAGCCAUGCUCGAAGAAGGUAUCGACCUCAGCACCCAAAAGCCGAAGAUCCUAACUGCCGACGCGGUUCAGACUAGCGAUUUUGUCAUCACUAUGGGAUGUGGUGAUGUGUGCCCCUUCUUUGCUGGAAAGCGCUAUCUCGAUUGGCAACUUAGCGACCCUGCCGGGCAAGGCGUGGAUGCUGUACGGAGUAUCCGAGACGAAAUUCGUCGUCGUGUCGAGUGUCUUAUCACAGAAAUCCGCUCGCAGAGUUCCACCGUUUGA
Molecule: messenger RNA, 408 nt
Organism: Penicillium angulare
Lineage: Eukaryota; Fungi; Ascomycota; Eurotiomycetes; Eurotiales; Aspergillaceae
Product: arsenate reductase ArsC
Exons: 1
Coding region: 1-408 (135 amino acids)
Source: RefSeq, a predicted model, not a curated record